This is a messenger RNA of Aspergillus ochraceoroseus IBT 24754, 2576 nucleotides long. RefSeq lists its product as uncharacterized. The transcript has 3 exons. Gene Ontology annotation, cellular component: membrane. The record is from RefSeq and is a predicted model, not a curated record. NCBI's taxonomy places the organism in Eukaryota, Fungi, Ascomycota, Eurotiomycetes, Eurotiales, Aspergillaceae. Gene Ontology annotation, biological process: transmembrane transport. Gene Ontology annotation, molecular function: myo-inositol:proton symporter activity. Bases 486 to 2429 code for a protein of 647 amino acids.
GCUUACUCAAAUUAAUCUAGAUAACUAUAUUCUGGGAAUGUCCCCCUACCCCUAGGAAAUGUAGAAUUAUCAAUAUCCUAAGAAUAGCUUCUUGUCCUGCCACGAAAGAAGCAAUUCCUCAUCCCGCCCGGGGCAAUGUCAGCUUCGUGUCAACUCGAGUGCUCUCUAUUCCAUCUCCUCUCCCUCUCCCCGAUUUCUCUUGCUCGGUCCGGAGUACGGAGAGCACAGAAUCUAGGUCCCAUGUGGCGGGUGUUGUUGUUCUUUGUCCUCAUUUUGGCCGAUAUUGAGUUCGUUCUUUGUCUGCAACUCCCGAACCCUCGAGUUGAUCACAAGCCCUCUUCUGGGUUCUCGCUCCUCCCUCGUCACCUUGGACUUGGAUCCCCUCAUGUUACUGCCUGAAUUCUAGGAUACGCCCCCUGUGAGCAAGCAGUGUUGCGCUGGAAAUCCCUUCUCCUAUUUGACCCAACACCACACAUCCCCCACACAUGCCAGCAAAAGAGGGGUUGGGCCCCUUUGCGGACCUGGUUGUUGAACAGCAGACAGAGAAUAUUGAAUUUGCGAUGGAUAUUGAUGAUGGCUUUGUGCCCCAGCGUGCCUUUGGGACUGCAGCAGAGCGUGCUCGACGGAACAUGAAUGCAAAGCUGGCCAACCCCCUGGCGGGCUAUACGCAUGCGGAGCUGCGCAAGCAAGGAAUUAACUUUGCCAUCACACAUACCAUCGGCGGGGAGGAGGAUAUUCGUGCCUUUGCGAUUGGUGCCGUCCUGGCCCAGGCUCCCGAGAAAUUCGAGACGGUGGCGGGCCUGACGGCUCACGAGCUGGAAGUCUUGCGGAAUGAGUUCGCUCACCGGUGGUCGCAGCCUUGGACCAUGUAUCUGGUAAUCAUACUGUGCUCUCUGUCGGCUGCCGUGCAGGGGAUGGAUGAAACCGUUGUCAAUGGCGCGCAGAUCUUCUACAAGCAUCAGUUUGGAAUCGCAGAUGAGACGGUCUCGCGGUCCAACUGGAUAUCGGGCCUGGUGAACUCGGCUCCAUAUCUAUGCUGCGCGGUGGUGGGCUGUUGGCUGACCGUGCCUUUCAACUCUUGGUUUGGCCGACGUGGAACAAUCUUCAUCACUUGCGUUUUUUCAGCCAUUGCCUGUCUCUGGCAAGGGUUCGUCGGCACCUGGUGGCAUUUGUUCAUCGCGAGAUUCGCGCUGGGAUUCGGCAUUGGCCCCAAAUCGGCCACCGUGCCGGUCUAUGCAGCUGAAACGGCCCCCCCGGCCAUCCGUGGCGCUCUCGUCAUGCAAUGGCAGAUGUGGACAGCCUUCGGGAUCAUGUUUGGUUAUGCGGCGGACCUUGCAUUCUUUCGAGUGCCCGACUCCCCUGGGAUCGUGGGCCUCAAUUGGCGUCUCAUGCUGGCCUCCGCCAUGUUCCCAGCUGUGGUUGUCUGCUGCUUUGUCUUUACGUGCCCUGAGUCUCCGCGUUGGUACAUGUCACGGAAGCGCUAUGACCGAGCAUACCAGUCGAUGUGCAGUUUGCGCUUUGAGAAGAUCCAGGCCGCCCGCGAUAUGUACUACAUGUACACCCUCUUGGAAGCCGAGAAUUCUAUGAAGCUCGGCCAGAACAUCUUCAUCGAGCUGAUGAACGUUCCUCGCAACCGUCGUGCGAUGAUAGCAUCGGAAAUCGUCAUGUUUAUGCAACAGUUCUGUGGGGUCAACGUGCUCGCCUACUACUCCUCGGAGAUCUUCCUGGGAACCGCCAGCGCGCACUCCAUGCUCACCAUCUCAAACCAGCGCACCGCUCUCACUGCAUCCCUAGGCUGGGGCCUGAUCAACUGGCUUUUUGCCAUCCCGGCCGUCUACACCAUCGAUACCUUCGGCCGUCGAAACCUCCUCCUCACCACAUUCCCGCUCAUGGCGCUCUCCAUGUUCUUCACGGGCUUCAGCUUCUGGAUCCCCGAUGACGCGCAAAACAAUGCCCGCCUCGGCUGUACAGCCCUGGGCACCUAUCUAUUCGGAAUCUUCUACUCGGUCGGGGAGGGCCCGGUGCCGUUUACAUACUCCGCAGAAGCCUACCCGCUCUACGUCCGCUCCUACGGCAUGGCUUUAGCGACCGCCACCACCUGGCUCUUCAACUUCGUCUUGGCGAUCACCUGGCCUUCCCUGCGCCAGGCGUUCAAAGACCAGGGCGCGUUCAGCUGGUACGCCGCGUGGUGUAUUGUCGGGUGGUGGCUGAUUCUCAUGCUCAUGCCCGAGACCAAGGGGAAGACCCUCGAAGAGCUAGACCAGGUGUUUUCGGUCCCUACGCGGUUCCAUGCGGCUUACGGACUGCGCCAGAUUCCUUACGUCUUCAAGCGCUAUGUGCUGCGGUGGCCCGUCCAGCCGGAGGUUUUGUAUGAGCAGGAUGAUUCGUCGGCGAAUCUGGCAGAGACCGGGUUCACCGCCGUGUGCUGAGUUCGAGGUCAGGGUGAUGAUUAUUAUGGUGAGGAGAUUACGCGAAAUGAAAGACAUGGCAUAUACCCCGGCGCAUAUACAACAGGGAGAAUAUUAUACGUGUAAUAUAUGUAUAUAUAUAUAUAUAUAUACUACGGAGUACAUAGG